Molecule: messenger RNA, 2098 nt
Organism: Oncorhynchus tshawytscha (Chinook salmon)
Lineage: Eukaryota; Metazoa; Chordata; Actinopteri; Salmoniformes; Salmonidae
Product: trimeric intracellular cation channel type B
Exons: 6
Coding region: 317-1300 (327 amino acids)
Biological process (GO): potassium ion transmembrane transport
Cellular component (GO): membrane
Molecular function (GO): identical protein binding; potassium channel activity
Source: RefSeq, a predicted model, not a curated record
GCCACAUCAUAGCAAUGGCGGACCGAAGUAGCAGGAAUUCCGCGUCCUUGUAUUUCCAAUCCGGUGCCCAUAGGGAGCCGUUGCUGAGCGACCAGCGGAGAUCCCAGAAGUCUGCUAACCAGCUGUUGGCUGCUUUUUUUUCCCGCUCUCGUCAGAUCCAGCUGUUUUGGUCGGAAGACAAAACAGACUGGGACAGACCCGGGAGAAACCAAACUGACUGCUUUGAUGCUUGAAGUUGGACGUCUGCCGCGUAUUGACACCUCGAGGAUUAGACAUAGGGAACACUCCAAGUGAAGGGUUCCACAGUAACAGACAUAUGGAUUUGUUUCGGGUUUUGAAUUUGGACGAACUGUCCCAUGGACUGGCUGGUCUGUCCAUGUUUCCGUACUUUGACACGGCGCACUAUACUGUGUCAGUGAUGGCUCUUCGAGAACAGCCAGGAGCCCUGGAGGUGGCGAGGAGGAGCCCGUUUGCCUGCUGGUUCAGUUCUAUGCUCUACUGCUUCGGAGGGGGAAUUCUCUCUGGUCUCAUGAUGGCUGAGGCCCCCAUAGCCCCUCUGUCCAACAGCAUCAACGUCCUCAUGGCCUCAGUCAUCUGUCUAUGUGUCUUAUAUUCUAGGUACCUGGUGUUCUACUGCCCCCAGGACAUGGUGUACUCCUGUACUGCCCUCUUCCCUGUGCGUCUGGUGCUGACGGGCAUGAAGGAGGUGACCCGCACAUGGAAAGUCCUGGGGGGCGUGGCUGAGGCACACAGCAAGUACAAGGAUGGACUGCUGGUGAUGAUCGCUAUAGGAUGGGCUAAAGGUGCUGGAGGAGGUCUGAUCAGUAAUUUUGAACAGCUGGUCAGAGGAGUCUGGAAGCCAGAAACCAAUGAGCUUCUCAAGAUGACCUACCCUACUAAGAUCACCCUGAUAGGAGCAGUGCUGUUCGCCCUGCAGCAGACCCAGUACCUGGCCAUCCAGAAGCACCACCUCAUGCUGCUGUACACCGUCUUCACUGUUGUCAACAAAACAAGUAUGACGCUGACCGGCUCCUCCUCUUCGCCCUUCGCUCCCAUCGAGUCUGUUGUGCACCGCACGUUCUUUGCCGGGCCGUCGCCAUCCUUCACCUCUGAGACCAAGACCUCUGUAGUGAAGAAGGGCACCGGUGAGAGUUUGGACAGAGCAGCGGUCCCUGAGACCUCCAAGGCCCCAGGGUCCUCGUCCAAGACUGCAGCACACAACAGGGGAAAGGGCUCACCAAAGAAGGCCAAAGUGCAGUCGGAGAGCACUGAGACAGAGAGCUGCAAGAAGAGUGACUAGAGCCCUUAUACUGCAUUGUACUGUAUAUAAAUAGAAUCUAUAGACCGGACAGUUGUUUAGCACACUGCAAUUUCACUGGUAAAGCCAUGGGUGCACUUAAUGGGGCUGUCCAUUCUAUAAAUUAUAUUUAUAUUCUGUACGGCCCUUCUUACCCUGGCUAGGACAAUCUAUUCUCUGUGUCCUGUGGCACUGUCAUCCUGUGAUAGGUCCCAAUUUGCUACCACACCUUUUUUUGUCCUAACCCUUUGAUGUUUGUAGAUCUGUAAGGUGGAAGCAAUAUGGUAGAAGCUUCACCACUACACUGCUUAUGUUCAUUGUAUACCUGUCCAGAACCUUCAGAUCUUCAAAUAUUGAACGGUUAUGGGUGAGCGGGAGGAGUAGGAAGCAAAUUGUGUCUGUCUGUCUCACUCCAGAAUGAGAGCAAUAGAAUAUGUGCUGAUUUUAAUAUAUUAUACAGUAAUGUAGCUUUAUAAUCCUUUUCUAAUUCUGCGAUGAUGCAUCCUGUUUUCUACGGAGUUUUGGUGAAAAAUACUGUCCCUGAUGCUGAUCAGCCACUAUUUAUCUGUAUAUUAAUAAUAAUAUAUUCUGUUUUAUGUACCCGUACAUUUCCUACUAUGAAAUGUUUUAAGAUUUUACAUGACAAUUUAUAUAAUUAUUACUCAGGUCUUCUAUUAUAUUUAUGCUUAAGAAAAUGCACUUGAAUGCAGGAAUGUCUAAAUGGAAUGCUUUUUGCUGCAAACACUGCCUCUUGUGAAUACUUUCAUUCUAUUGUAAAGGAAAUGUUCACUUGCACUUUAA